AUGACUUGUAUGUUAGAUAGACCAAUUUUGAAACGUGUAGAAACUUUUGAUCAAUCUCAAUUUGAUAAUACAAAAAAACCUACCUCCGGGAAUAAAACCGAAACAUCUGCUAUUGCUAUUGUUAUGGACUCUAAUACCAAUAAAAAUGAAAAUAGCCAGAUCUCUCAAAUUUCAAAUGAACAAAGUUCCUCUAAAAUUGAAACAGAGUCAAAAAAUUCCGACCGUGAAUAUUCUGAAAACAUCAAUUAUUAUCAAAAAUAUAUUGAAUUGCUAAAAGAAAAUGAAAAACGUAAUGACUUCAGAAAAUUAAUUGAAAAACAAAUUUUAAAUAUAAGUUUAGAUAUAGAUCAACAAAAAACCAUUGAGGAAAUUAAAAUUCUGGAGGAGAAUAAUCACAAGUUGAUUAAAGAAAAUGAAAGAUUGGUUAGAGACAAUCAAGCUUUUACGUAUGAAUUAGCCAGAUAUCAACAUGAAAUAGAGCCACAAGACAAAGAAAAAAUUAAAAAUUUAGUAAUACAAAACAUUACUUUGUCUAAUGGUCAAAGAAUAAUUAAGGCACUUUAUGAUAAGAAAACUGCUAGUUUGAAUGCAGAAAAGGAAAAGGAAAGACUAUCCUUCAAUGAGAAAAUUAGAAAGUUAGAAAAAGAAAAGGAAAGUAACAAUGAUAAAUUACUGCAAUAUAAGAAUUAUGCAGACAAUAAGAUUAGUGAGCUUGAGGCAGAUAUUCACAACAAAGUUGUUAUGAUCGAGGCUAUAGAAAAAUUGAAAAAAGAAAAUUCAAUUGAUCAAUCUGCAUUAAAUUUUCAAGAUGAAAAUAAUUCAGCUCAACUUUCAACUGAUAUAAAUUCUUUACAGAAUAAUCUUGAGAGAUAUGUUACUACUUUAAAAGGCAAUAUAAAAAUUGAUAAUGAUAAAAUUCAAGAAUUAUAUGGGAAAUAUAAUUUGGGUACUCAAAAUCUAACAGAUAAAAUUUUGAUGAAGUCAGUUUUACAACAUCAUGUUUUAGAAAAAACUCUUGAAUGUGUAGACAAUUAUCUUGAAAUUAAAGAUGAUGAUGAUCCAAAUGGUCCUUAUAAUCAGGAAAAAUAUAUAGUAUACUAUACAAAUAAAUUAAUAUUUCUUCUUGAAAAAUUUUAUAAUGAUCAUUUUAAACAAGAUAAUAAUGUGAUCAAAGCUAUUCUAACAAAAAUACGCCAACAAGUUUAUGGUAUAUUAGGUGAGUUUGGAUUCUCAGAGGUGACUUGUGAAAAUAAAAAAAAUCAACAUGUGCAUCCAUUUAUGUUGCUUGUAACACAGCAACUUAAUCAAUUAAUGUCAGGAUAUCGUUAUAUCAAAGAUGAUACUAAAAGAAAGAAUGUAGAAAACAUGGCAGGGGAUCUUAUUAAAGACAUAGUUAGAAUAUUCAAGUUUCGUUUAUUAGCUCAAGAACCAAAAUGUGAGGCACAUUGGUUUAAAAAUAAUGUGAAAAUAAAUACUCAAGUUAUGAAAGGACGAUGGCAUGAUGAUUGUUUGGAUGAUUGUGUUGUGGAUAUUUGCUAUUUUCCUUUGAUUGGAUCAGGAUUGAAUGACUUGAGUAAAAAAAGUUUAAUCACAGAUGCUACAAUGGAUAUGUUUAAAUUUAGAACAAAAAGUGGUCCAAGGAUUGAAAACCAACCUCUCCUAUCUUCCUCAUCAUCUGUGCCACAUGAGAAGAAAACUGAAACUUCAAAUGAUCAAAUAAUAUCAGAAAAAAUUAACACAAAAUUUGACACAACUAUUAUAUAUGAUAAUCUACAAGAUGCAAAUUCUGAUGUUAAUUCAGUAAAUGAUAAUAAUCCAGGAAAUGAUAUGAUCAAAGGACAACUUGGCAAAAAUAAAAAAACCCGUAGAAAAAAAAUUAGAACAAAUGGGCUGAUUUUUACACCUCACUCAAAAUAA
This is a messenger RNA of Entrophospora candida, 1917 nucleotides long. The record is from the annotation of a GenBank genome assembly. NCBI's taxonomy places the organism in Eukaryota, Fungi, Glomeromycota, Glomeromycetes, Entrophosporales, Entrophosporaceae.